Messenger RNA from Colletotrichum higginsianum IMI 349063, 777 nucleotides. Its product is annotated as Ras small monomeric GTPase rab6. The transcript is spliced from 2 exons. NCBI's taxonomy places the organism in Eukaryota, Fungi, Ascomycota, Sordariomycetes, Glomerellales, Glomerellaceae. Gene Ontology annotation, cellular component: Golgi membrane; inositol phosphoceramide synthase complex. Bases 1 to 777 code for a protein of 258 amino acids. Gene Ontology annotation, molecular function: inositol phosphoceramide synthase regulator activity. The record is from RefSeq and is a predicted model, not a curated record. Gene Ontology annotation, biological process: inositol phosphoceramide metabolic process.
AUGGCGCUCUCCAGAUUCAGCUUGCGGUUUCCGCGGCCUAAGACGUUCCUGGGCUGCAUCAGCCUCCAGACGGGCACCGAGAUCAUCUCCCUUGUCCUGCUCUUUAACAGGCUCACCGGCCUCUACGGUCUCCUCGCCAUCCUCACGGGCUACGAGCUGUCGGUAACGCAACUGACCAUGUACCUGUAUUCGCUCGGCGUCGUCGUGCUUCUGGCCAUGUUCAUGCCCCACAUCCGCAAGCAGAGCCCCUUUGAGAACCUCUCGCUCGCCUGGCUCUACAUCAUCGACACGAUUCUCAACGCCGCCUACACCACCUUCUUCGCCGUCAACUGGUACCUCAACAGCACCGCCCUCGACACGCACCCGGGGAGCGCCGGCACUCCCGCGGGCGCCGAGAUCGCCGAGACUGCCCUUGCCAAUGGCGCGCCCGUCGUCCCGGACGUGCCUAAGACGACUAAGCACAUCGGCCCGCAGGAGUCGUGGAUGAGCCUGGGUCUCAUCUGCUCCGUCACCCUCAUGCGCGUCUAUUUCGCGGUGGUGGUCAUGUCUUUUGCGCAACAGGUGCUGCAGCGGUACGUCGAGAUGGGCUGGGAGGAGGAGGGACGCAAGAAGGGCCCCGACGGUCCCUUUUCGGUAGGCGAGCCCGGCGGCGAGGGAUCUCGCGGCCGUCUGGGUCGUGUGAUGAUCGCGCUUGGUCGCGGGUACUGGCUCAGCGAGAGGCCGCAGCAGGAGUGGGCGAGCGCAGUGAGCGCCAAGUUCCGGCACGGGAGUGUUUAA